AUGUCGCCAAGAAGAAAAGAACCUUCCGCUGCUUCAGUGUUUGUCAAAAACCUUAAAGCGCUCCAAUUUAAUACAGAGCGUUACAACAACAACAACAACAACAGACACAAACGCUUUAUUCUCGAUGAACGAACAUUCACUGCUCGUGACGGUACAGUUCGAUCCUUUGAAAUCAUUAGCUAUUUUUUAUUUCAAUUACUCGACUCAACUAAAGCUAAUUCGACUUUUAAAGGUGUCUACCCUGUCACCACCAAGCGUCAGUCCUUGGAAUACCGUUGCCUGGCUUUUAACUGGUUGAGGGAGAUACAAUCUGGCUCCCCACUGAUGAAUACUCCUUUACGCAAAAGUCAUUUAACCGACUGUCGCGGUGAGCCUAUCAACAAAAUAUUGGCCGCACUUACCACUAUCGUUGUUAACAAGCAACCACCAAAUCUCAAAAAAGAGACAAACACUCCUCCACCACCACCACACAAACCUCAACAACCAACAAAGCCUGAAGUUUCUUCAGCUAAAAAAACCAACACAGCCAAACCAGGUAAGCGAUCUUUGGAUCAACGCCCCGGAUCUACCGAAGACCCCACAGCAAAAAAGACAAAAGUGGCCGUGGUUACAGAUGUAAAAGAGGCAACAAGCACCUCCAACAAACACCCAUCUCUAAAAUCCACCACCAAGUUGCUAUUUACAAGGGAUGAUUCAAACUACCGAUCAUACGAAGAACGCUUGGCCUUAAAGUAUGAAGCAUACGAUUCAGCACGGGCUUGGGUCAUGUCUAUUGCAAAAUACACAGACUACUUUGUAGCAUCUGCAGCGCACUGUCACCACCCCGCAGCGCCAUCCACAACACACACAGCAAAGUCCAAAGAACGCCCACCUGUAUAUACCAGAAGACCAUUGAAAGUCCUUGAUUUCCCUGACAGACCCAUCCCAGCCCCAUCACCCUUUAUACCCAGUCACGUACCACCGAUCCCCGAAUCCCUAUUGGCUUCAUCUCCAUCAUCAACUUCUGAACACGUAUCUAACAAGACCACAGAGUUAGAAUAUUAUAGAUUUGACGCUUUCAUACGUGAUAUGAAAGCAAAAAGCAAAAAAUAAAAAAGGCCCGACCUUUUAUACCCCCCCCCCUCCCUCACCACCGCCACCACAAUUUGAAGAAAAAAAAGUUCACGCCAUACUUUUUACUGUUUGAGAGUCUAUUCCUGACAACUGCUUGAGUUUAUUGUUUCUAUUUGAAGUUUUCUAAUAGUGUAAGAGAUAUCGUGUUUUUUAUAAACCCACGCCAUGUGUUCCUUUUUGCUUUUUUUUUAAAAAAUCAUGCGACGGGGACGUGAUUUAAGGCUAAUUAUACGCGCACCAUACUUUUUGCUUGAAAAAAAAAUCUCGCGCACCAUACUUUUCUGUGCCGG
Molecule: messenger RNA, 1403 nt
Organism: Mucor mucedo
Lineage: Eukaryota; Fungi; Mucoromycota; Mucoromycetes; Mucorales; Mucoraceae
Product: HAUS augmin-like complex subunit 6 N-terminus-domain-containing protein
Exons: 2
Coding region: 1-1092 (363 amino acids)
Biological process (GO): spindle assembly
Cellular component (GO): HAUS complex; mitotic spindle microtubule
Molecular function (GO): microtubule binding
Source: RefSeq, a predicted model, not a curated record